GUCACGUGGGCGGUGCGCGCUCAGUGCGGCUGCGCCGGCCGGUAGCUGCAGCUGGAGCGGUGGCGUUUGGAAGAGACGCGAAACUGGAUGGCUUCUACAGGGAGCCAGGCCUCUGAUAUAGACGAGAUUUUUGGAUUCUUCAGUGAUGGCGAACCCCCCACCAAAAAGCCCAGGAAGCUGCUUCCAAGCUUAAAAACUAAGAAGCCCCGAGAACUUGUGCUGGUGAUUGGAACAGGCAUCAGUGCUGCAGUUGCACCUCAGGUUCCAGCCCUGAAAUCCUGGAAGGGGUUAAUUCAGGCUUUACUGGAUGCUGCCAUUGAUUUUGAUCUUCUAGAAGAUGAGGAGAGCAAAAAGUUUCAGAAGUGUCUCCAUGAAGAUAAGAACCUUGUCCAUGUUGCCCAUGACCUUAUUCAGAAACUCUCUCCUCGUACCAGUAAUGUUCGUUCUACAUUUUUCAAAGACUGUUUAUAUGAAGUAUUUGAUGACCUGGAGUCAAAGAUGGAAGAUUCUGGAAAACAGCUACUGCAGUCAGUUCUCCACUUGAUGGAAAAUGGGGCCCUAGUACUAACUACAAAUUUUGAUAAUCUCUUGGAACUGUAUGCAGCAGACCAGGGAAAACAGCUUGAGUCCCUUGACCUAACUGAUGAGAAAAAGGUCUUGGAGUGGGCUCAGGAGAAGCGGAAGCUGAGUGUGUUACACAUCCAUGGUGUCUACACCAACCCUAGUGGCAUUGUCCUCCAUCCAGCUGGAUAUCAGAAUGUGCUCAGGAACACUGAAGUUAUGAGAGAGAUACAGAAACUUUAUGAAAACAAGUCUUUUCUUUUCCUGGGUUGUGGCUGGACUGUGGAUGACACCACUUUCCAGGCCCUCUUCCUGGAGGCUGUCAAGCAUAAAUCUGACUUAGAACAUUUCAUGCUGGUUCGGAGAGGAGAUGUUGAUGAGUUCAAGAAACUUCGAGAAAACAUGCUGGAUAAGGGGAUUAAGGUCAUCUCCUAUGGAAAUGACUAUGCUGAUCUUCCAGAAUAUUUCAAGCGGCUGACAAGUGAGAUUUCCACAAGGGGUAGAUCAGCAGGGAUGGUGAGAGAAGGCCAGCUAAAUGGUUCAUCUGCAGCACACAGUGAAAUCAGAGGCUGUAGUACAUGAGCAGCUAGGCAUCAUCAUUAAACCGUGCUGUAAGGCCCUCCUGUGGACAGUGUUUAACCUGCAAAUGUGCAAGAACCCAACACAGCUCCCAGGAAGCACCAACACCCAGAGGCUGAAGUUUGGGGGUAGGAUGGGGGGAGGGUUUCACCUGUAACAUCAUGCCGGCUGGUUCUCUGCUGCCUGGUUCAAUUCAAGAACACAUACGUGACAUCAAGACCCAAUGCAGUUCCCACUCACCCCCAGGCUGGACAUGCGUGUGUGUAUACCACAGACCAACGUGAUGCCUCCAGGCUACACUGCAGCUCUGCAGGACGGACUUGGGGAGCUGGAAGUCAUGGCGUCAAGCAGUCUCUUGUUGCAGUUUUGUACUCGGUUUUUCAUUAAGCUUAAUGGCUUUUUUAAAACAUGACUUGAAGUUCUAGUUUUCUAGAUCUUUUACAGUGUACAGUAUUUUACAUAACUGAGCUGUAUUAAAAGCUUGUUCAUUUA
Molecule: messenger RNA, 1632 nt
Organism: Dipodomys ordii (Ord's kangaroo rat)
Lineage: Eukaryota; Metazoa; Chordata; Mammalia; Rodentia; Heteromyidae
Gene: Siral1
Product: family with sequence similarity 118, member B
Exons: 8
Coding region: 88-1143 (351 amino acids)
Source: RefSeq, a predicted model, not a curated record